Molecule: messenger RNA, 3745 nt
Organism: Nematocida parisii ERTm1
Lineage: Eukaryota; Fungi; Microsporidia
Exons: 1
Coding region: 11-3745 (1244 amino acids)
Source: RefSeq, a predicted model, not a curated record
CUUUUAAAGCAUGCAGACAGAAAUGAACAAUAUAUUACUUGCAAUACUUAAAGAGCACUCACAGAAGAACAGCACACUAAAAAAAGAAGUGCAAACUGCCUUGCCACUAAUAGAGGAGUACCAAGGGAAGGAAAAGGAAUUUUAUGAGUAUGUAAAAGAGAAGAAAUUGGCACAAUUGCCAUUUGUAAAAUCAAUACAGGAGAUUCCUGUCAAAAACAGAUUAUUCUUUCAGUCUCUUCAAAUUCUGCAUAAGCUCAUUACAAGAAAUAGCAUAUCUAAAGAGUUCAUUCCUUAUAUUCUGGAAGAGUUCGAAAAAAAAAUAGAGGCACACUCUGAAGUACAGCUAAGAGUACUGCAGAUGUUACAGCCACUGAUAGAGGAUCCUUUGCUAGUGAAAGGUGAUAACCUUUUUAAACUGUUUAAAAUAGGGAUUAGUCUGAUAAAAAAGUACAAAGACACAGUUACUGCAAAAAUAACAGUAUCUUAUGUGAUUGAGUGUAUUUUUGAAAGACCCGAAAUUAUCUGUGGCUUUAAAGAGUGCGAUACAAGCUUAAAGGAGUCUGCAGAAGCAGACUGCUUGAAGGUAGUAAGUGUGCUGAUUAGCCUCUCAAAAGAGCCAGAUCUAUUUGGUUUAGACUUGUUAUUGGUUAGUAUGUCAAGUAAAACAGCAAAGAAUGUACUGAAUACAACAGAAGGCAAAGAGUUACUAGAAGUGAUUAUAGAUUUCUUAAUGAAGGAGAUAUCUGGAGUUGAUAUUAACAGGACUAAAGUAUCCUUUGCAAUCUUUAUGCAAAUAAUUUCAAAUAUUGUUCAGAGUAACCAUAACAUUAUAAGUAUUCUCUUGGGAAUAUGUCAACUAGAAAUUCAGAAAGAAACAGAAUUACUCAAAGGAGAAUUUCUGUACGCUCUGCCAUAUGAAAUAGUUCUGGCGUGUCUUAAGAGCAGCGAAUACCUAUCAGAACAAUUGUUUGGCCUUAAUAACGAACGGUUUUUGUUAGACAUCACUGGGAUACAAAAAAAUGAAGAAAUACUUAAGCUAAUACAAGCAAAAGAAAAAACAGAAAUAGUUGGGAACAAAUCACUUAAAAUGUCAAGGAUUAUUGAUAUUGCAGGUAGAUUAGAAGAUUCAGAUAUUUUGCAACUGUUUAUUCCAUAUUUUAGCUACCUUAUAGAAAAUAUAACAUGUUCAUCUGAGGGUUGGCCAGAAGAACCACUUGCAAUGAUAAAGGGGGCUAUUUCUCAUACUGCAAGUAUUGCACAGGGAAAUAUUUCUGUGUUUAAUUCUGUGAUUAAGUCAGUGUACACAGUAGCAGAGAAAUACCCAAAGAUAUUUUUUAUUUCUGCUUUUGAGCUUACCUUCUGUUAUGCAGAUAUACUGUGCACAUGGGGAGAGUUUUUUAUUCUGUCCUCUUAUGCCCAGGAUAGUGCGCCAGAUUUAGACUCAUGGAAUGUUUCAGUUAACCGGCUGAUGGAGUGUAACUCUGAGUGUUUGAAAGGUGCACUGAAGGGAGUGUGCGGGUCAUGCAAUAUUCCAUUAGACCGCUUUAUGAAUCUUUUUUUAUCAGUUGGCCAUAAAAUAGAGGAUUUCCCAUACGAAGUAGUAUCGUAUAUCAAGAAAAUCUUUGUGCCAGGCAUGGAUAGUUCAAAAUUAGUACGAGAAGAACAGGUUGUGUACUUCUUAAGCGAGUAUUUUUCAGCUGGAUUGGGCGAGGGCGUGCACGUUCGAAUUCUUCCAGAGAUUAUUCUGGUAUUUUCUGAGAUAAAGAAUCUGAGCCAAGACAUUUCACUUGCUAAAAUUAUUAUGCAGUCAAUAUCUGAUGGAAUAAAGCAGGCAGGCUCGUCCUUUGGGAUGGGGUGGGUGAGUAUUUACAAAAUACUGUCUGACGCAGCAGAGGAAGAGGAAAUACGAAGAAUUGUUUUUGAAACAAUUAAGACAAUAACAGAUCGCAUGCUAAUGUACUUACCAGAUGAAUGCCUUGUAUCUACACACCAACUGCUUUGCAUGUGCUGUAAGCUUAUAAUAGAGGACAACAUAUCAUUUCAGGCACUGUUUUCUAUUAGAGACAUAACAGAAUACGUACACAUAGAAAAGGAGAGAAUCUCACGGCAAGUACAAAUGGAAAUAUUUUAUGCUACAAUGUGUCUUCUGUGCAGUGUGGCGUAUGAUCAAAGAGAUGAUGUAAGGGACUCUGCGAUAGUGCAAGCAUUUGAGACUAUAUAUUUCUGUCAAAAAGUGAAUCUUCUUAUGUGGGAGCCUCUUAUCCAGACAUUCCUGAAAAGACUGCUCUCUGCUGCAGUGUACACUAAAGAAAAAGAAAUUUACUCAGGCGAACACGAUGAAAAUUCAAGUGGUUCCGAUUAUCUGUCAUUUGAAGAAAAAUGUCUGUGCCGCGGAGUAGGUGGCUGCUCAUUCCAGCCGUAUACAACAGAUGAUGUAAACACGGCCAGGUCACUGGAAAGUGCCAAAAAAAUCAUUUUUGGUGUGUCUAACCUAAUUUUUAGCUAUUUCGGGGAAAUAAAGGAGUAUAAAGGAUUCUACUCGCUGUGGAGAUAUAUCGGGAGGAUAUUUGUUAGAUUCUUCUCCGAUCCGUAUAUGAAAGGCACAGUGAUCUCUGCCAUUACACCAGGGCUGCAGAUUUCUUUGCCAACAAAGUACAGCGUGUCUUUAUUUUCAACCAUAUCGGAUAUUUGCUUUAUAUACACACAGCCAGAUGAAUCUCUUGAGACACUUGUGGAAAUGUUUAAGCAGGCCUAUAAAAAAAUUAGACCGGAAGAAGUACAGACUAAAAUGUCUGUAACAUUCUUCAAAACCAUUACACACUUGCUAAAUAAUAAUACAGUUGAAGACUCAGGAACACUUACUUUCCUGGAAUUUGAAACAAUUCAAUCAUUAAGAGAUGAAACCUGCCGUAUUUCUAGAAUAAAGGUUCUUCUGGAGUGGAUAGCAAUCCCAAGAACGCGCUCUGAAAGACUGUCUGAACAGUUUAUUAUACAGUGCAUAGAGAGGUUGGAAAAUGAACUGCUUAGUCAUACAGAACCACAGCCAACAGAAAUAAUCAGAAAGUCCAUAGAUACUCUUCUUCUGUACCACAAGAAAAAAGAAACAUAUAUGCACUGCUGGCAUAGGGCUAUAGGCUGUCUGCAGAAAAUACUUCAGCUAGAAGUAUCUACUGAGUCACUAGGCCACCUUUCACUCAUAUCCAGAGAAAUUUUUAGACUUCCUCCACCAGAAGAUGCUAACGCUUCAGUUGAUGCUAUGCCUGAUGUGCCCAGAAAAGACCCACACCGGCUCAAGGAAGAAGAAAGAGGAAUCCAAGACCACCUUGUGUUUUUGGAAAUGCUUACAGAAAUACUUAAAGGAGAAAAAGUGGUUGAGGUGUACACAGUUGUUAUGGCAUUUUGGGAGUUCACAAUUAAAGAAAACCUGCACAUCCUGCACUUAUCUGCAACAAAAACUCUGUGUCAUAUUCUUGCAUCUAAACAUGAAUUGAAUGAAUACUCAGAUGACUGGAUCGACAGAUGCCUCCAAAAUUAUAAUGAAUGCAUCCGAGUAGAAAGAGUCAAAUUCUCGUUUUUCCAGAGGCAGGCCAUUCUUUAUGUAUUACAGCAGAUUAUAGAUAGAAAACUCCCUGUUCCUAAAUCAAAAGUGUUUAUGUCCCAGCUAAUUCUAUGCAUCUCAUCUGAUGCGCCAGAUAUAUCACUGCUUGCCACAGAAGUACUAGAACAGUUUGUUGCAAAUAAAUAA